This is a messenger RNA of Naegleria lovaniensis, 306 nucleotides long. RefSeq lists its product as uncharacterized. Gene Ontology annotation, biological process: spindle assembly. Gene Ontology annotation, cellular component: HAUS complex. The record is from RefSeq and is a predicted model, not a curated record. Bases 1 to 306 code for a protein of 101 amino acids. NCBI's taxonomy places the organism in Eukaryota, Heterolobosea, Eutetramitea, Acrasida, Naegleriidae. The transcript has 2 exons.
AUGCAACACCAACGGCCAUUCAUUCCCGAUUGCAGAAUGGGAGAUGCAAGUCUCACACAACCAGGAAAACUAGCACAAGACAUUGAAGAGUGGUGCCGUAGGGAACUACGUUUCAACGAUAAAGAUAUCCCACAGCUAUUCAACAUUCGGGAGGUCUGUCGAGGAAAUAUGAUUCCGAUAUGGAAAUUUCUGAUUCGCUUUGUGUAUCAUCCUGCAAAGGUUGAAAUUGUAAAAAAGAAUUUAAAACUGAGCGGAGUGAAAGUUCAGCAGGCUCUUGAAGAAGAACGAAGAAGAGGCAACAAUUAA